GCUUCUCAAAACAACAAGAAAUCAACUACAAUUCUUCCACUUCUAUCCAACAAUAGCACGUGCUUUACAAAUAUCUCGAAAUUAUAUUGCAUAAUCAAGUCUUCAAGGAUCCUACCAUCAAAAUGCAUAUCUCAAGCAUCAUGAAGCUCUUCCUCCUCGCUUUCGCUACUCUAAGCUUUGCUGCACCAACUCCGAUUACUACGCCAAUAGGUGCAGCGGUUGAGUACGCUCGUGCUGCUCAAGAGUCUCCAAUUCAUCUUGUUGAGCUUAGCAACAAGCGCGAUGGCCCUAUCGAUCUUAUUCAACUUCCUGAGAAGCGCAAUGGCCCUAUUGACUUAAUCCAACUUGAUGAUGCUCUUGAUUUGAUCAAGGUUGCUGAAAAGCGACAAGGCUCCUCCAUUAACCUCGUUCAACUUCCCGAGAAGAGACAAGAUGUUCCGAUUCAUCUCAUUCAACUUUCAAAGCGUGAUGACCCUACCAAUCUCUCCAAGCUCCUUGAAAAGCGACAAGACUCCCCAAUCAACCUUGUCGAAUUGAGUAAUCGCGAAACCACCAAGUAUAGGCCCAUCCGCUCUCGCAACGCCCAAGAUGCUGCCAUAAAUCUUAUUCAGCUUCCUGAGAAGCGUCAGGGUUCCCCCAUCAACCUUGUUGAACUCAGCAAUCGCGCGGAAUCUGAGCUGCUAGAAGCCAGACAAUCCGACUGUGGUUCUUCACCUUACCAAAACCCAACAUGCAACGCUGGUACAGGCUUGAGUAUUCCAUCAUUGGCUGUGAUCGCUAUUGCCUUGUGCGCCAUUAUGAUUAUUUGAAAGAGCUUGAAGCAUUGGGGUUGGGGGGAUCUUUGUGGGAUUUUGCAGGGCGUAUUAUGGAUGGAAAGAUCAGAGGGCAUGUUCACGAUGUGCUCAUGGGUCUCACUUUGAAGGGCUCAUUCUUGCUGUGGCAUUGCACUUUUACACUUUGUUUUUAGCGUGGGUAUGAACCCAGGAUGGUUCAUAUCAUUUCACACUUGCUGGUUUUCACAUAGACUGCUAAUUCACAGUCGGCUAGCUAGCAUCUAGAUAUGCAUUUGCACAAUAGCCAAGGAUCA
Botrytis cinerea B05.10 is the source of this 1087-nucleotide messenger RNA. RefSeq lists its product as hypothetical. The coding region runs from base 123 to 809 and encodes 228 amino acids. NCBI's taxonomy places the organism in Eukaryota, Fungi, Ascomycota, Leotiomycetes, Helotiales, Sclerotiniaceae. The record is from RefSeq and is a predicted model, not a curated record. The transcript is spliced from 2 exons.